AUGGAGCACUCGCCCUGGAAGCGUGAAAUGGUAUUAGCAUCUUUAAAAACGCCAGAAGAUUUAAAAGGCUGGUUAGUAGGCUGCGAUAAAGACAUUGGAGGCUUCUCGGAGGCCCACCUGGAGAUCACAAAAAAUAACACAGGUCGUUUUUAUGGCCAUUUAUCACUGGACCUCCCCGAGAAUGAGGGAAUUGAAAAGAGUGGAUAUGCAGGAAUCCGGACAAAGACCAGACCAUCGACUAUCUUUGGCACACCAGUAUGGGAUACAUGUUUAUAUGAGUAUUUGUCAUUAAGAGUCAAAGGAGAUGAACGAAAAUACUUUGUCAAUCUUCAAACAGAUGGUGUUGUUCCUACAGAUCUUUAUCAACAUCGCCUUUUCCUCAAGACUCCACGUGAGUGGGAGACUGUCUUGAUCCCAUUCAAGGAUUUUAUCUUGACAAAUCAAGGCUUCAUCCAGGAAGAGCAAAUUGAAAUUUUCAGGGAGAGGGUGAAGAACGUGGGCAUUUCAAUCAUUGACAGGCAGUCUGGACCGUUCGAGCUCGAAAUUGAAAGUAUCAGCGCUGUCAAUCUUGGCCCAGAUCCCAAUGCGCGACCAGAUGAUGAUGAUUAG
Messenger RNA from Lobosporangium transversale, 609 nucleotides. Its product is annotated as NADH:ubiquinone oxidoreductase intermediate-associated protein 30. NCBI's taxonomy places the organism in Eukaryota, Fungi, Mortierellomycota, Mortierellomycetes, Mortierellales, Mortierellaceae. The record is from RefSeq and is a predicted model, not a curated record. The transcript is spliced from 4 exons. Gene Ontology annotation, cellular component: mitochondrion. Bases 1 to 609 code for a protein of 202 amino acids. Gene Ontology annotation, biological process: mitochondrial respiratory chain complex I assembly; mitochondrial electron transport, NADH to ubiquinone.